Messenger RNA from Theobroma umbraticum, 4094 nucleotides. Its product is annotated as C2 calcium/lipid-binding plant phosphoribosyltransferase family protein. NCBI's taxonomy places the organism in Eukaryota, Viridiplantae, Streptophyta, Magnoliopsida, Malvales, Malvaceae. The record is from RefSeq and is a predicted model, not a curated record.
AAACGACUCUUUGUCAAACAGACUUGAACCAUUUUCACACACCAGGUUUGGAUCUUUGCCUUUUAUGUCAUUGCAAUUAUAAGCAUAUUUCCUUUUCCUUUCAAGAAUUCAUCUACCGCCAAACUUUCCUCCACUCGGUUUCAGAAAAGUGACCAAAAGGGUAGAUCCCACCUGCAUGGGCUAGUAUACCCUACACGUUGCAAUCAGGGUUUCAUUGGAUUGUGAGAAAGAAGGGGGUGGUGCUGACUACGCCACUGAUAAUUGCCUCUUCUUUGUCAAAUAACCCAAUUAUUAUAAAAGAAAGGGUUGCUGGAGAGGAUGACAGAGUGACCUGGUCGGUGUGACUCCAAAAAGAAAGUGACUCAUCUUUGACAAAAGCUUCCAUAUCCCAUGCCUUCUUUAUGCUACUCAGCUCAUCAAAUCUCAGAUCUUCUUAGUUGUUGCUGAAGGACCGCCAAAAGCAAAAGCUAAACAAAGUUAUAUAUAUAUAAAAGCCAAAGAAUCUUCACUGUCAUAAUACAAAAAGCAACGUGUCAGCUUCACAAGCAAAAUCCAAAUGACUAUUUCUCCUUGAAGGUUAAGUUAAGCACCUUUAAAUCUCCUUAUCUUCCCACCAGUUAGCUCCUACUGCCCUCUCUUUCACAUUACAUGACAUAUUUCUAUGAACCCAGAAAAACCCUCUUCUUUUUUUCAUCCAAAAUAUAAUGUAACAUUGAAUUUUUUUUUUUUUGAAAAAGAAAAAAUCUUCUCAAGUUCUUUUGAUAGUUUCUUUGUUUUCUCAUGGCAACAACAACUCAGAAACUGGUCGUAGAAGUGAUUGAUGCACGUAAUCUAGUACCGAAAGACGGUCACGGGGCGUCGAGUCCUUACGUUGUGAUCGACUACUACGGGCAAAGGAAGAGGACGAGGACAGUUACGAGGGACAUAAACCCUACAUGGAACGAGGUUCUUCAGUUCAACGUGGAAAAACCCUCUGAUGUUUUCAAUGACAUGCUUGAACUCGACGUCUACCAUGAUAAGAAUCAUGGGCCAACCAGUAGGAAAAAUUUAUUGGGAAGAAUAAAGUUGAGUUCUGAACAGUUUGUUAAGAAAGGUGAAGAGGCUUUGAUUUAUUAUCCUUUGGAGAAGAAAUAUUUGCUUAGUUGGGUUCAAGGUGAGAUUGGUUUGAAGAUUUAUUAUGCUGAUGAAGUGGCGCCACCUCCGCCAGUGGCGACGCCGCCUGUGGAGGAGACGAAGGCGGAGGAGGUGAAGGCGGAGCCUCCGUCGGAUUCGGCAGCGGCCCCUGUGUCUUCUGACCAACAGCCAGCUACCGCUGAGGUGAAGCCUAAUGACUCGCCGGCAAGUUCAGUAGUGGGGGAUCCAGCGCCGGCGCCGAGUGAGCCGCCUGCGGAAGGUGAGAAAGCUAAGGAAGCUGCGCCAGCGGGAGAAGAAAAUGGUGCAGCUGAUGGUGAAAAGCCCGCAGAAGGAGCUGAUCAAGUGGAUCCAGAAGCAGAUUCACAAUCCGCACAACCUGAUCAUCCCGAUGAUGACAUUGUGCUUGAGCCCACGUCAGCAAAUUGGGCCCCAACCCCCCCACCGGAGAUCAUGGCAUCAACAUCUGGGUCCAUUCCGGAAAUUAAAGUUGCCCGAACCACCUCUGCUCCGCCGCCAAUCACACGGCCAGCAACCCCCACCAAUUAUGCUUCUUCGGUGGGCCCACCUGAUCACACCCCGAUCGAACAAUCCUCAUUUGAUCUCGUUGAAAAAAUGCAUUAUGUCUUCGUCAAAGUGGUGAAAGCCGGUUCCCUCCCCACCAAUGGCAACCCUGUCGUUAAGAUCGCCAUCUCCGGUUGCCGCGUCACAUCAAAGCCGGCUCGAAAAGCCAUGUAUUUUGAGUGGGACCAGACGUUCGCCUUCGCCCGCGACGCACCUGAAACGUCGUCUUUUCUAGAAGUUUCGGUUUGGGCCGAUGCGGGCGGCGCCAAUUUCUUGGGUGGAGUUUGCUUCGAUGCGACUGAGAUUCCUUUACGGGACCCACCGGACAGCCCGUUGGCUCCGCAAUGGUACAGGUUGGAAGGAGGUGGAGCCCAUAGAGGAGAUCUGAUGCUUGCCACCUGGAUCGGGACCCAAGCUGACGAGGCAUUUCCUGAUUCAUGGAAAUCGGACACUGCUGGCAACCCUAUCAAUUCCCGCGCCAAAAUUUAUCUCUCCCCUAAGCUUUGGUACCUUCGAGCUUCCGUCCUCGAAGCGCAAGACAUUUUGCCGUUAACGGCAUUAAAAGAAGGCUCGUUUCAAAUCAAAGUCCAAAUGGGAUUCCAAGUGCAGAAAACUAAAGUUUCCGUUUCCCGCAACGGCAAUCCGUCAUGGAAUGAAGAUCUCAUGUUCGUAGCCGCCGAGCCAUUUGGCGACCAUUUAAUAUUCUACCUUGAGUACCGGCAAUCAAAAGGACCGGUGACGUUGGGAGUCGUCGGAAUAUCGCUAACCGCUAUUGAACGUCGCGUCGAUGAUCGGAAAGUAAUAUCCCGAUGGUUCAAUCUCGAGGACCCCAAAAACGAGAAAAAAGGGUACAAAGGUAGAGUACAUUUGAGCCUUUGUUUUGACGGUGGAUAUCACGUGAUGGACGAGGCGGCGCACGUUUGCAGCGAUUAUCGACCGACAGCAAGACAAUUGUGGAAACCAGCGGUCGGGACACUUGAGCUUGGGAUCAUUGGCUGUAAGAAUUUGUUACCGAUGAAAACGAUAAACAGCAAAGGGUCCACAGAUGCAUACACCGUGGCCAAAUACGGGUCGAAAUGGGUCCGAACCCGUACAGUAUCGGAUUCUUUGGAUCCGAAAUGGAAUGAGCAGUACACGUGGAAGGUGUAUGAUCCAUGUACAGUGUUGACAAUUGGCGUAUUUGAUAGUUGGGGAGCGUUGGAUAUCGACGGGAGAAUAGAAGCCACGCGUCCUGAUUCCCGUAUGGGUAAAGUACGAAUACGUAUAUCAACGUUGGAGACGGGUAAGGUGUAUAAGAAUACGUAUCCAUUGGUGAUGUUGGGUAAUUGUGGAGUACAAAAAAUGGGUGAGCUAGAGGUGGCUGUAAGGUUUGUCCGUGCGGCUCCAACGUUAGAUUUCUUACACGUGUACUCUCAGCCUUUGUUACCGUUGAUGCACCAUAUCAAGCCUUUGGGAAUGGCCCAACAAGAGAUGUUGAGGAGCACAACUGUGAAACUCUUGGCCGCCCACUUGUCACGAUCGGAGCCCCCUCUCAGGAGUGACGUGGUACGUUACAUGCUUGAUGCGGAUUCACACACGUUUAGCAUGCGGAAAGUACGUGCGAAUUGGUCAAGGAUAGUCAAUGUGCUAUCGGGUUUAAUCGAUAUCGUAAGGUGGAUUGAGAAUACACGUGCGUGGAAGAAUCCAACGGCUACGAUACUUGUGCAUGCAUUGCUGGUGAUGCUUGUUUGGUUCCCUGAUUUGAUUGUCCCCACAUUAGCAUUUUAUGUGUUUGUGAUUGGAGUUUGGAACUAUAGGUUUAGAUCAAGGGACAAGCUACCCCACUUUUGCCCUAAGAUCUCAUUGGCGGACACCGUUGAUCGUGACGAACUUGAUGAAGAAUUCGACACAAUGCCGAGCACCCAAUCACCGGAAAUCAUACGUGUGAGGUACGACAAGUUACGUGCGGUUGGAGCACGUGUGCAAAACAUAUUGGGUGAUUUCGCCACGCAAGGCGAACGUGUACAAGCUUUGGUGACGUGGCGGGACCCUCGUGCCACGGGGAUUUUUGUAGGAUUAUGUUUCGUGGUGGCAUUCUUGUUGUACUUGGUGUCGCCGAAGAUGGUAGCAAUGGCAUUUGGAUUCUACUAUUUCCGGCACCCACUGUUCCGGGACCGGAUGCCAUCGCCGGCGAUGAACUUCUUCCGAAGGCUGCCAGCAUUGUCUGACAGGAUCAUGUAGGUUGAAGGGGAAGGGGGCAGUCUUUUUCUACGUCUAGUUAAGUGAAAGCACUUCGAUUAUAUUAUAUAGAUAUUAUAUAGGGAACUACUGUGUUUUCUUGUUACUUUUACGUGUAACUUGCAGAGUCUUUUUUGCUAAGCAAAAAGGAGGUAAUGAAUAAAUUUAUUAAUAAGUGAUAA